UCCAUUCAAAUUUUUUUUCAUCAAGUUCCAACACAAAUCUCAUGCUCUGAUCACAUUCUGCCCUCCACGUUACUCAAUUAUCCAAUCUGCUAACCGACUCAAUUCAAAACAAAUAUAAUUGCUAAAAUGAAAAUAAUUAAAUUUUUGUAUCGCACUCAUUUUCUUUCCUAUGCCACCUAUCCAAGAACUUCAUUUUUUUGCUCAAAACGUCAUUUCUUCUCUUACAGUUCUCUGAAACUCAGUUUUUGCCAAAAUCAAGGCAAAUUGACCAAGAUUAGGUACGGAAUUUACCUAAAUACAAGGUCAUCAAUGAGUUGUUCUGCAACUCCAGCUAUGGCAAGGGAGAAAGAAAUGGAACAAAUGGAUAGAAUAUUAGCUGCAAAAGAGGAUGACCAUGGUGGGGUGAUAGUGGAAAUGACUAAUGAGCCCUUGGCCCCUUCUGUCUUUGGUUCUUUGCUUAGAGCCUCACUUUCUCAUUGGAGACAACAGGGUAAAAAAGGUGUUUGGAUCAAAUUUCCUAUUGAGCUUGCAACACUUAUUGAACCUGCUGUCAAGGAAGGAUUUUAUUACCACCAUGCAGAACCAAAAUACUUGAUGCUUGUGAGUUGGCUAUCCGGAACUGCUAACACUAUUCCAGCAAAUGCUACGCAUAGAGUGGGUAUUGGUGCUUUCGUCAUGAAUGAAAAGAAUGAGGUGCUAGUUGUCCAAGAAAAGAGUGGAAGAUUUCGUGGAACUGGUGUGUGGAAGUUACCUACAGGAGUUGUUGAUGAGGGUGAAGAUAUAUGUGAUGCAGCUGUCAGAGAAGUAAAAGAAGAAACAGGGGUUGACACAAAGUUUGUAGAAAUACUGGCAUUCAGGCAAAGCCACAGGUCAUUUUUUGAAAAGUCAGAUCUAUUCUUUGUCUGCAUGCUACAACCUCUCUCCUUUGAUAUCCAGAAACAGGACGCAGAAAUAGAGGCAGCCGAGUGGAUGCCAUUUGAACAAUACGCAGCUCAGCCAUAUGUCCAAGGGCAUGAUCUUUUCAGGUACAUUUCCGACAUAUGCUCGGCAAAGACGGAGGGAAGGUAUACAGGAUUCUCAUCGGUUCCUACAGUGACCAGUUUUUCUGAGAAGAAAACCUACUUGUACAUGAAUAGCAAUGACAGAACAACCGGUCACGACGACCCCUAAUGUGAGAGGAUGCUAUGAAGAUUGAUUCUUUUAUUCCACAAAGGAGGAAAAGGAAGAGAUAUAGAGAAGAAGUUUGAGUCAAUGUGACUUCAAUGAAGCAUAUAAAGGUGAAAUUCUUUUUUAGUAUGAUAGAAUAACAUGGGAUCAAAAGUGUUUUGUGAUGGGAGAAUUGACUUUCAGGUUUAAUUUUGUAUUUGAUACAUGAUGCAUCAAGUGUACAUUAAGAAUUUUUUGUGUACUUAAGUUUCUUUGAUUGGCCUUUGGAA
Lycium barbarum (goji berry) is the source of this 1436-nucleotide messenger RNA. Its product is annotated as nudix hydrolase 2-like. Bases 127 to 1170 code for a protein of 347 amino acids. Gene Ontology annotation, molecular function: ADP-ribose diphosphatase activity; NAD binding; NADH pyrophosphatase activity. The transcript has 9 exons. The record is from RefSeq and is a predicted model, not a curated record. Lineage: Eukaryota; Viridiplantae; Streptophyta; Magnoliopsida; Solanales; Solanaceae.